UUUCACUUCCCUUCGUAGCUUUCAGAAAAACCGGGUAGUUUCGGGCAUGUAUUACUUGCAUUAAUCGUGUUUAUUGUUGUGAAUGUUUUUCAUAAAGUAAAACUAGGCUGAAAUGAUUCCUCUUUAAUAAUUCUAACACCUGAACGUAUUUGUUGGUGCGUGAAAAAUGGAGGUUUCGUGUGUUUUUGCGUCCGUAAUUUCGCAAGAAGAAUGGACAAAAGUGCCUCGUGCAACAGCAAAAAAGCUCGAAACUUUCGUCAGUGAAAAGUUUGAGGAGUUGAUUUCGUGUAAAGCACUUCUGGAGACCAAUCGUUACAAUGCUGAGCAAGCUUCAGCCGAGUCCCAGGCGCAAUUGGAGACCCUCAAGAAGGAGAAUGAGGAGUUGAAACGGCGUCUUGAGGUCGCCACAGCCACCAUAUCAGAGCUGGAAUCCCAAAUAUCGCAAUUAACUAAUGACGCAACCAAGUUGCAAAGCACCGCAAAUCGCCUCGAAGCUGAAGCUGCAGAGUUUCGCCACCAGCGCAACAUGGCAAUUGACGAACGCGAUGAACACUUGAAAAUGUUGCAAAGGCGAGACUCGGAAAUCGAGCGUUUGCAAGCGGAUUUGUCGACUUUGACCAAACAACUCGAGGGGGCUGUUAAUGCGAAAUGCGAGGCUCUGGCCCAGGCUGAUGAAGUGGCUUCAAUGAAGUUGCGACUCGAAUAUCGGGAAAAGAGAAUGGAACAAGAAAGACAGCUUUUGAAUAGUCAGAUUGAAAGCUUGACUGAGGACUUGAAUGCUCGAACUGAGGAAUUACUUAACAUGAGACGUGAUAAUACAUCGCGAUGUAUCCAAUUAGAGACUAAAUUGACUGAAAAAACUCAAGAAUUGGUGGUUGCCAAUGAACAGAUUAAAUCACUCACUGAACUGAAUAAUAAUUUUGCUACCAGAAAUGAAGAGUUAUCACAGAAAUUGUUGAAUCAUAGAGAAGCCGAUGCUAAAAUGAAUGAAUCUUACUUGCAUGAGAUUGAAGCUAAGACGAAAUUGGCCAAUGCCUAUAAAUCCAUGUUUGAUGAGAGCCAACAGCAUGCAGAGAGUCUCAAAGAAGCCCUGGCUGAGGUCCAACAACUCUUGAAGCACGCGACUGACCAAUACGGCGAACUGGAAACAAAACACAAAGAAUCGGAAUUAACUCACGAAGAAAUCUUGGCGAAGAAGAACGAAUGUAUUGCAUUAUUGAAGAAAGAAUUGGAGGUUUCGAAAGAACUUCUCGACAAUUGCAAACAAGACCAAAUCCAAAAAGAAAUCGAAGGUUUAUCACCGACUGCAGCUUCAGCAUCACGUCUAUUAAAAUCCGGAAUGACGGUAACAGAAAUUUACGCUCAAUAUGUAACAAUUUCGGAACGAUUAGUCGACAUGGAGAAAGAAAAUGCCCAAUUGAAAAAUUACAUCAGUAGUAUUGUACACGAAGUCGAAGAAAAAGGACCACUAAUAAAAAAAUUACGCGAGGAUUAUAGCAAUGCUUUGGACGCAAAUGAAAUAUUGAAAAAUUCGAAUGAUCAACUUUUGAGUGAAAUCCAACAAUUGCGUGAAGCUAACGUUCAAUGUACGAGAAUUGAGGAGGCAGUUUCACGUGAGAAUGCAAGAUAUAAAAAAGAAGUGGCUGAUUUAAGUCGUCAAGUUUGUCAUUUAUUGCAAGAAAUUGAAAAUUCACGAGUGGGUUCUUCAUCAACUUCAACUGAUAUGGAUUUAAGUGAUAGUGUUAGUUCAGCUGAUAUAAUUACGAAAAAAUUAGUCACUUUUAAUGAUAUUUCCGAAUUGCAAAAGAACAAUCAAAAAUUACUCGCAAUUGUUCGUGAAUUAACCGAACGUCAAGAAGAAGCCGAAUCGUUUGAUCCAGCCGCCAUUUCAGACUUAAAAAUGAAACUUGAUCAUUUGAGGGAAUCCCAAAAUGAACUACUUGAAGAACGUGAACGACUUAAUAAAAUGAUGAUUACAGUAGGAAAUCAAAGAGAUAUGUAUAAGAAUUUGUACACACAAGCUGUUAAAGCUGCAGGUGAAGAAGUUCCUCAAUUAGAAACUUCAUUUAAUAACGUCGAACAUGAGAAAAGUCACGAUAACGAAUCUCAAUCUGAUGAUAAAACACAAGAAUUACUCACACAAAUUGAGAGUUUCAGGAAAAAAAUCGAACAUCUCAAAAAUGAAAACGAUUUAUAUCGGAAGGAGAAAUCAGAAAACGAGAAAAUUUUGUUAGACCAAUUGGAAAAUAUGAGAGCGGAAGUUAAAGAUUUGGUUAAAGCAAACUGUAAAUUAUCAUCACAAUUAGAAAACAAUGAAGAGAAAUUUAAAGUAUCCCAAAACAAUAUGGAGAUUUACAAAAAACAAAUUACAGCAUUAGAAAAACAAAAUAAAAUUUACAGUGAAACAAUAAUCAAGCAUGAGCAAGCUAUUACCUACCUUAAAGACGAAACAAUGCAAGCACAAACAAAACUCUCAAGAGCUGAAGUAAUGUUAGCGAAUUUACAAAAAGAAAAUGCAUUGUUAAAAGACGCCGAAAUGCGUUUACUCAAAGAACGUGAAAGUAUAAAACGCGAAUCACACACCCAAAAUAUGAUACAAACCAAUAUUGAAUUAAUUAAAGCAACUUUAGAACGUACUGAUGCUGAAGGUAAAUUAAGACUUGAAGCAAGAUUGGAUGAAGCACAUCGUGAAUGUGCUGCAUUAAGACGAAGACUACAAGAAGAACAAGAUCGAUUUAGGCAACUCUCUGAACAUUUAGAAAAUCAAACACAACUUGCCAAACAACGUAUGAGUGAAGAACAAGUAGAAGCGGAAAAAUUACGAAAAGAAUUAGCAAUAAACCGAGAAGAGUUGAUUCAAAAAGGUAAUCAAAUUGAGGAUUUGACGAAGAAACUUAAAACUUCGGCUUAUGCCCUACCUGAGUCUAAUAAUAGUCAAAUUUGUGAAUUGGAACAACAAUUAAAUGAUGCAAAAGCCGAAAUCGAAGCUUUAAAAUCGAAAUUGAAGAAUACAAAAGAAGCAUCAGAACAGUAUUUCAAUGUUGCUAGCAAUGCAGAAAAUCAAAUGAAGAUUCUUCUGGAACGACAAAAGGAAUUAGAGGAGAAAAUUGAAAAUCAGAAAGGGACCAUCAAACAAUUACAGGAGAAAUGUGCAGAGUUAGAAGGCGAAUUAUCUUUACAAAUGGAUGAUCAAGAUAUGGCAAAUGCAAGUACUCGUAGUAAAUCAACACAGUUGGAAGAAGAAUUAAAUGUUAAAAAUAUGGACUUGCAAACAGCACGUGAACAGUUAGAAAACAUCCGAAAUGAGAAUAAAUCACUCAUUGAAAAUCUCAAAGCUGUUGAAAAUAAGUUUGCAAGACAAGUAAUGUUACAUUCAACCGAUUUACAAAUUCUCACUGAUAUUAAAGCCGAAUAUGAGAAAACCACAAGUGAAUUAAUUGAAAUGAGACGUAGUCGUGAUUGUGCAUUGGAAGAAUUAAACGAGAAUAAAACUUCAUGGGAAACGAGAGAAAAAAUCAUUCAGAAAGAACGUGAAGAAUUGGAACAACGUUUCAAAGAUAUGGAUGCCCAAAAUAGUUUAUUAUUAGACCAAAUUCAAGCUCUCAAUACACAAUUAUCUUUAUUCCAAGCACAAGCGACUGAAUCAUCUUCAGUUUCCGAUUUAUCCAUGAAUAAAUCAUUCACUGAAGACGAAGUCAAGUCUUCCGAACAAUUAUUAACAAUAAUUAAGUAUUUGCGUCAAGAAAAAGAUAUUGCUGUUAGUAAAGCUGAAAUAAUGGAAGCUGAAUAUGAACGAUUAAAAUCCCAACAUGAAAUGUUAACUAAACAAUUAGAAGAAGCUAAAGCUGCAGUUGAAGCUGAACGUCAAAAAUCAGAAGUUUCUGUUGUAACAGCAGCCAAACAUGCGGAGGUUUUACGAAAAGUUGAAACACUAAAUGCCAUUACUGAUAGUAAUCGAGCAUUGCGUCAAGAACGUGAUAGUUUAAAGAGUCAAAUUGAUGAAUUGAAACAACGUGCUGAAACUUUAGCAUCUGAAUUAGCACCAACACAAGAGAAAAAUAGAGAAUUGAGUAUUAAAGCAGAAGCAAUGCAAACUGAAAAUAUUUCAUUAAGAGCUGAAUGUACGAAAUGGCGACAGAGGGCGCAAAUGUUGAUUGAAAAAUCGAAUAGGACUAGUCCAGAAGAUUGGAAGAAAUUAUUAAAUGAACGUGAAACUCUUGCCAAACAAUUGACAAUCGAGCGAGGAAAUGUUGCAAAAAUCACUGAUGAGUUGAAUACAUUGAAACAAGAUAAGAGUAAACUUGAGGAGCAAUUGAAAAAUGUAAGAUCACAAAAUAACACUCAAGCUGAAGAAAUUGCCAAGUUGAAGGAAGAAAUGACUUCGUUGCAAAAUCAAGUACAACAAUUGACACAAUCAUUAGAACAGUCACAAGAAAAUAAUAAACGAUUAUUGGAGGAAAAUCGUUUAUUGACUGAACAUACAGCCGGUAAAGAUGUCAAUAUUACCGAACUGAAAAAUAAUCUCACUCAAAUACGUAAAAUUGCUAAAAAAUACAAGAUUCAAUGUGAGGAUCAAAUCAACGAAAUUAAAACUUUACGUGAAGAGAAAGAACAUAAAGAAACAGAACAAAAUACAAACGAAAGACAGUUACAAGAACAGCGAAGUGAAAUGGAAGAAAGAAUAACACAAAUUGAGCAAAGUAAUAAAGAAGUCAUUGAUCGAUUAAAUCAACAAAUAGCAACACUAACAGAAGAAAACGAAAAUUAUAAGAAAGUAAUCGAAAAUCAUAAACAGGGUUUUCUAGAUAGAGAAGAGCGAUUUAAAAAUUUGUUCAAAAAUGCCAAAGAACGAAUUGUUACUUUAACUGAACAAAUGAAUACGUUGAAAGGUCAAUUAGGUAAUCAGGAAAGUUCAUCGACUAAUGAAAAUGCUGAAGAAGGCACUUCUAGUAGUAGUAAUAAUGAUCUUUUGACCAAAAUUGACAAUUUAGAAAAAGAAAAAGCUAAUAUUUUAGCUGAUAGAAGGCAAGAGAAUGAAAAAUAUGCUUCCGAAAUUGAAACAUUAAUGCAAAAAGUUUCGCAAUUACAAAGACAACUUGGUCAGCAAGGUUCCAAACCUAGCACAAGUUCAGGUUCAGAAAAACCAGCCAAUGAACCACCCACUGCCAAUAUUAAACCAAUGGCGGGUCACUCGACAAAUACUCAAACUCAGUCGGUACCGAUCCAUCCAUGGCGCAGUGGUGAGACACCUUUGGCAAGUAUAAGACCAAUGUCACAGCAAGUAAGAACGGUCACUGUUUUACCGACAAGUCAGAGUCCAAGUGCUGUUAUGGUUCCUCCACAACAACAAGUGCACACUACAGGAUCAAGUACAAUUGAAGCACUUUCUAGUAGUAGUCCUACAAGUUCGCAUACUGAUUAUGUUCCAUCGACUAGUUCAGCAAGUGCUGCAAUGUUAGGACCAAGACAGGUUGUUGUUCCUCCAACUCAGUCGUCUCAGGAUACUGAAGAUGAAGAUGCCAAUAUGCAGUUGCAGUCUGCGCCUCAACAACAAGCCGUUGCUUUAGUUCUUCCGCGGGUAGAACCCCCAAGUAGUGGACCAACCCAAGAACAAGGAACCAGUAGUAGUAGUAGUUCGAAUACAGUUACAACAACACAAGCUGGUCUAAAACGUCAACGAGAUCCAGAUACUGAUACAAGUGAAGAACAGUCAAAAACUCAACAACAAAGUAAAAGAACUAGAGUUCAACAAGCAGGAACAGUAAGCGACAGUGGUUUAGAAGUAGAAUAUCAAGUUCCAACAAGUAGUCAACGUGAUCAUGACGAUGAUAAUGUAAUUGUUGUUGAAAGUGAUGAAGAAGGUGGUGCUGAUGAAGGUGAAGGUGCUGAUGAUGAACCUGAUGAUCCUGAUACUGAAGGUUAUGAUUUAGAAGUGAUGGAACAAGAUAACUAUGAAGAUGCCGAUUGUCAAGAUGUUGAAGAUGAAGAAGGUGGAAAUGAAGUUGAAGUAAUUGAAGAUUCGAGUGAAGUACCCAAUCAAAGUGAACGAUCUUUACAGGAGGAACCUUCACAGGAAGAAAAUGUUGAGCAAGCCCAACCGGAAGCUACAAGUAGUGGCACUGAUGGGGGCCCCGGUGGUGUAACCUUAUCCCAAGCCUCGACGUCAGUCUCCAUGACAAUGCCCUCUUUUUCACGAACUAGACCUAUAGCCCCUCUCCUAUCCAGACAACAGUUGUUGUCACAUGGGCUGGAAGAGGGCGGUGAUGAUGGUAUUGUUCCAUCAACGCCUACUUUAUUUGUACCGAGAAGAUCUGACGGUUUUGGUGAGGCCGUUAGUUCUCCUCAUGUGCCCACAAGUGGGAGGUUUACUUUUAAUGAAUCUGUUCCGCCAAUUACUGCCGGUUCUAGUGAGGUCGUUCCUGAACAGACGCUAGAAGUCACAAAUAUGGAUGAGAAUAGUACGGGGAGAAGUGUUCCGAGUACGCCCCUGCAAGCUUCACCACAAGAAGCCGUUCCUGGAAGUGAGGAACAAGGGUCCAGUCAAACAACGCAGUCGGAUGCUGAAAUUCCAUCAAUUACGGUUAGCGGUGUCGAGGAGGAUGAACCUGCAGCUGAAGGCAGUUCGGAAGAAUGUAUGGGCCCCCCGAGCAUAGCAGGCACGUCUGCUGAAGGCACCCAGGAAUCAAACCACCCAGAAGAGUCCGAAGGCUACGAUGGUGUCACCUCCGAAGGUGAAAAACAACCUAGUACUGAAGAAGGAGAAGAAGAAGGGAGAGAAGCUGAAGCUUCUCCAAGUACAAAUACCCGAUCAAGGACAACACGUGCUGGAGGACCAACAGCACGACGAUCUGGAAGACAAUUAGCUUCUCGAGGUGUGUCCAGGUCUGGACCAACCCCGAUUGUGUGGGGAGAACACAGACAUAGCCCUCAACAACAACAACAACAACAACGACAUCCAGAUGGACCAAGAGGAAGACCUAAUUUACAGUCAAAUUAUUCUCCUAGAGCUUCAAGACGUCCUAGAGGGCGUGCCCAGCGUCCAUAUGGCAGAUUUUAAGUUAAUGUAAUUAUACUUAACACUACCAUUCCAAGUAAUACACGCGUUCAAAAUUUACACAUAGAGUGUAGAUAUUUUGUUUAAGUGUUUUUUUAUAUUUAGUUCGGUGUAAAAAGUGAAUUAGGUAGGUCUUAAAUGUAAAUUCGUAUACUGAGAACUUCUUGACUGACUGGAGAAUUUUUUUAUUCAGUUUUAACAUUUCAUUUUCAAGGAGUGUUAGUUUAAGUAUUGUGUUAUUUUGUUUACAUUUACUUUAGAUACAAUCGUUUCAACAUGAAAUAAAAAGAUG
Molecule: messenger RNA, 7346 nt
Organism: Tribolium madens (black flour beetle)
Lineage: Eukaryota; Metazoa; Arthropoda; Insecta; Coleoptera; Tenebrionidae
Gene: Mgtor
Product: nucleoprotein TPR
Exons: 11
Coding region: 167-7057 (2296 amino acids)
Biological process (GO): protein import into nucleus; mRNA export from nucleus
Cellular component (GO): nuclear pore
Molecular function (GO): structural constituent of nuclear pore
Source: RefSeq, a predicted model, not a curated record